Messenger RNA from Carica papaya (papaya), 1398 nucleotides. It is a transcript of the gene LZF1, whose product is annotated as light-regulated zinc finger protein 1. Lineage: Eukaryota; Viridiplantae; Streptophyta; Magnoliopsida; Brassicales; Caricaceae. Gene Ontology annotation, molecular function: zinc ion binding. Gene Ontology annotation, cellular component: nucleus. The record is from RefSeq and is a predicted model, not a curated record. Gene Ontology annotation, biological process: regulation of DNA-templated transcription; photomorphogenesis.
UGAUCAUUUGGUCAAACCAUAAACCCUCCUCCAUACCAGGCAGUGGAGGCUCCACCACCUUCUCCUCUUUCCAUAAGAUCUUUCGCUACCGAAAAAGGAGAAAAACAAAAACAUUUUUUGAUUUAUUAAUGGAGGAUUGAGAAACAGAGGAGAUACACGUGGACAUAUAUACAUACACAAAGAGAGGUGGGAGGGUUUCGAGAUUUGGAGGGAAUAGGGAAUUAUAGGUUGUACACAGCAGCAGAGAUUUUUCUAGUUUUUCCACGACUUUAGAGAGUGGAUUGCUCUGGAUAUUUGAAUUUGCACAACGGAGAGAGAAAAGUAAACGCAGGAUUUUACAGUGUCCCAAAGUUCUAGAUUGAGAAGCUUGUGGAAUCUAGAGAGAUGAAGAUUCAGUGCAACGUGUGCGAGGCGGCGGAGGCGAGCGUUCUGUGCUGCGCGGACGAAGCGGCUCUGUGUUGGGCGUGCGAUGAGAAAGUACAUGCUGCCAACAAGCUAGCUAGCAAGCACCAGCGGGUUCCUCUCACCAGUUCUUCCUCACAGAUGCCAAGAUGUGAUAUUUGUCAGGAAAUGGCUGGCUUUUUCUUUUGUCUGCAAGAUAGAGCUUUACUCUGCAGGAAAUGUGAUGUGGCUAUACACUCUGCAAAUGCCUAUGUUUCUGCUCAUCAAAGGUUUCUGCUAACUGGAGUGAAAGUAGGUCCUGAGCUAACUAACCCCGGUGCAUCCUCUUCCAUUUUGAAGUCUCCUUCUAGUGAGAGAACAUCGGAAAAAACUUCAUAUUCUUUGUCCAGAAGGGGCACCCAGACCAUAUUAACUGGUGAAUCUAAUCCGGUUCUACCCACAAAUGCUGGUGGAGUUAGCGACUUCGCAACUACAGAAGUGUCAUUUGCUGGUGGUUAUGCAGCAGGAAAUAUUCCACCUUGGCAAAUGGAGGAAUUUCUUGGAUUAGCAGACUUAAGUCAGACUUAUGGUUACUUGGACAAUGGGUCAUCCAAGGCAGAUAGUAGCAAGCGAGGAGACUCUGACAGCUCCCCAAUCUUGAGAUCUGCUGAAGAAGAAUUAGAUGAUGAUGAUGAUGAGUGCUUGGGCCAAGUGCCAGAGACCUCCUGGGCAGUGCCUCAGAUUCCUUCCCCUCCUACAGCAUCAGGGUUAUAUUGGCCAAAGAAUUUUCGGAAUUACUCCAAUGCUUCAGUUUCUGUACCUGAUAUAUGCCACUCCAGUGGGCAAAAUCCUCAAAGUUGUCAUUUCAAUGAGAGAGUCUCUAAACGGAGUAGGCAAUUCUAGCCUUCCUGGAAACUUCAUUCUUACAUUGGAAGCAUAGGCAGGGCCUUAACUGGAGAGCGGCAAACUAGUGCUCCAGACUUGGAGGUGUUUCUUAGAGAUUAGUUUGGUUUGUAA